AAAACAAUUCAAGUCAUUUUUGUAAAUUGUAGCUUAGCUUUGCCCAAUCCUACACGACCCCCUUUCUUUCGGCCACGCUAUCCCAACCACCCCCAUCUCCACCAAACUUCCUCUUACCUUCCACGCCUCAUCAGUUUCUUUUCACAAAUUAAACCCUUUUUUUUGUUGCUUCUUUUUUGCAUUUCUGAUCGAACCCAUUUGGCUAAAUCGUUCAGAUUUAGCCUAUAUUCAUUGUAUGCAUGAUGAUCAGUCCCAUAUCCAUGGCUGGGUGGACAUCUAAUAACCCAAAGUUGAAUCCCAAAGCAGUGGAUGGGAAUGAAAUGUUGAAGGGUCUAAAUUUAACUCCUGUUUCUCACAAGUCUUUUGGUUUGGACCUCAUACAGAACUGCGAUCUUCCUCCUCCGAUGAAAGUCUUUACGGGUUCCGAUAACAAGACUGUUUUGUCAUCCAUGAACAGGGCUUGCAGCAUGAGUAUGACCCAAGAAGAUGAUAACAGGGAUGAAUUUGACAUGUGUGGAAACAGAGGUGACGGCGGCGAGAAUGAGAAGUUGGAGCUUUUGAAGGCGUUGAGGCUGUCGCAGACAAGAGCAAGAGAGGCAGAGAAGAAGGCUGAGAAAUUGGGAAAGGAGAAAGACUGCCUUUCUGAUGCUCUGCUUGCGGAGGCCAGAGAGUUGUUUGCGUAUAGGCAAUGGGUGAGGUUGCUUGAGCUUAAAGUUUCCAAGUUGGAGUCACAAUGGGCAGAGCAAGAGGAAGAGGGAUCUUUUUUGGGUGGCAGAUCAAAGGGUUUGGAGGAGCAGUCGGUGAAGGAAGGAGAUGAGGGUGAGAAUGGGGAUGGCAUUUCUUGGAUUGUAGCUUUGGCUCUUUGUUUUGGCAUUGCCGGGGUAGGCUUUGCAUUUGGCUGCAGAUAUUUAUGUUGAAAUUUCAUUUUUUGUAAAAGGCCAUAGUGAAAGACAAAAAUAGAUGUAUACAUGAUCAUACCUGGUAAAUGAAUACACAUUUCAAGCUUAAAA
Molecule: messenger RNA, 1010 nt
Organism: Prunus dulcis (almond)
Lineage: Eukaryota; Viridiplantae; Streptophyta; Magnoliopsida; Rosales; Rosaceae
Exons: 1
Coding region: 240-917 (225 amino acids)
Source: RefSeq, a predicted model, not a curated record